AUGAAAUUCAACUCGCCUAUUCCCCACAACCUCCCAAAGGAAUGCGAGAAAGCGUCAAGGAUCUUCAAGUCCUUUGUAGACGGCGGUAAUAACGGGCUCGACGGCGUCGUACCGCGUAGUGUUCUCGAGAAUGCUAAAGGCUUCGCCAUCUUCACCGUCUUCAAGGCCGGCUUCUUGUUCUCAGCCCGCGCAGGCAGCGGCGUGGUCAUUGCCCGUUUGUCGGACGGAGCGUGGUCGGCCCCGAGUGCCAUUGGAACCGCGGGUCUCGGGGUCGGCGGCCAGGCCGGCGCAGAGAUGACUGACUUUCUCGUCGUGCUAAACUCUCGAUCUCAAUCCUUCAUGGCUGCGGGAAAUGUGACGCUUGGCGGUAAUCUUAGUGUCGCCGUGGGUCCGCUUGGCCGAAACGGGGAAGCGAUCGGAUCCGUUAACACGAGCGGAAAGGUUGCUGCUAUGUACAGCUACUCAAAGACCAGAGGCUUGUUCGGCGGCGUGUCUCUCGAGGGAUCGGUUAUAGUAGAGCGCCAAGAUGCCAAUGCGCAAGCUUAUCGUUCCGACGUAUCUGCCAAGCAGCUCUUGAGUGGUGCUAUUGAGCCUCACGCGUGGGCCCAAGUUCUCAUUAGGACGCUUGAGAACUGCACAGGUAUGCCGGGUAACCGUCAAUGGGUCAAAGAGCUCAAUCGUAAUCGCGACGAUGAUUACAUGUUCGACAAUGUGGAGAGCCCGCGCGAAGAGAGCGGCGGUAGAGGGCAAAAUAAGAAGCGGCCCGGCAUGAGCUCCAGGAAUAGCAGCUAUUUUGACUUCAGCGAGAACACCGAUCCUCACCGCGAAUGGCGUACUGGUAUGAACACCAAAUUCGGUGACAGCAGCGGAUCAUUGGAGAGCCGCCCCAGAGCUUCAACCUACGCUGGUAGGAGCAGGGACGAACCAACUACCGACUACUUCGAUACCAGAUUCGAGUCAGACUACAGACCAGACGAUGAGCCCCGCAAUAUUCGUCGUCGUGGGGAUUCUAUCCCUGCUACUGGGACAGACUAUCACUUCACCGGUAUCGGCUCCAACUCCCCCUCUCACAGACGUUCCGUGAGCACAUAUACACCGCCGACGUCGUCCCGCUUUGGCAAAGCGAGUAUCCGAGGCAGCAGUCCUCCACCGCCUAGACUGACGCCUAAAAUGGAGUUGACUCGACCUUUGAAGCCUCAUGAAGGUAUUGCAAGGGCCAUUGCGCUGUUCGAUUUCAAUGCUGUUCAGUCGGGAGAUCUGUCAUUCAAAAAGGGCGAAGUCAUUACAGUCACCGAGAUGAGCGACAACACAGAUACUUGGUGGACUGGUAAGCUGGAAGGCCGUACAGGAUCGUUCCCUGCCAAUUUCGUCGAAGUUGUUUGA
Molecule: messenger RNA, 1383 nt
Organism: Phanerochaete carnosa HHB-10118-sp
Lineage: Eukaryota; Fungi; Basidiomycota; Agaricomycetes; Polyporales; Phanerochaetaceae
Exons: 9
Coding region: 1-1383 (460 amino acids)
Biological process (GO): actin filament bundle assembly; actin cortical patch localization
Cellular component (GO): actin cortical patch
Molecular function (GO): phosphatidylinositol binding; actin filament binding
Source: RefSeq, a predicted model, not a curated record